Molecule: messenger RNA, 771 nt
Organism: Papaver somniferum (opium poppy)
Lineage: Eukaryota; Viridiplantae; Streptophyta; Magnoliopsida; Ranunculales; Papaveraceae
Exons: 2
Coding region: 1-771 (256 amino acids)
Source: RefSeq, a predicted model, not a curated record
AUGGCGUCAUCAGUUGUUGCUAAGGUAAUGAGAGGAACAAUCAAAAGAGUUAAUACUCCUUUUAACCUUCAUCGUCAGAUGAGUGUGAUGGUGAACAAGAGAUCUAUGUCUUCUUCAUCCAUCGACAGCAGCCCUGGUACUUGUUCCUCAACCAAGUAUAAGUUUACAGAUCAUUUUCCUGACAGUGUGGUGAAUCAAAACGAUCCGCCUACGACUAAGAACAACUCUGAUACUGAUUGGUUGCAAGUCGACAUGCGAACCAAAAAUCAGACAAUAAACAGCGUACCUCAAUCCGGAUACGGAGGCAAGGCGCCGACAUCGACCAAAUCAGGGUCAUACGGAGAUGAUGAAAUUACUGAGAUCCAAAGGAAGAUGGAUUACAUGCCCAUGUUUAAAUGGAACGGCACAUUAUAUGGCUUUUGCGAUGGUUGUGCAGACGAAGACAGCGAUGGUAUGUAUGUCAAGAUGUUAGUCCCAGAUCUCGGGAGGGAAGAUAUAAAACAAGUGCAGGUAGAACAGAAACUCGUGGCAGUAGGUGAAUCUCCAGAUGUAUCCAGAACAUUGAAGAUGACUAUGAUAGUACAGGUGUUACAUGAGAAAGGAGAUGUCAAGAAAUACUCGACUCCAUUUUUUGUGAAGCCAGAAAAUUACGAAUUCAGUAAUGUUUCGGCAAAGGUUCAUCAUGGUGUGCUUAGGAUUUUCAUUCCAAAAGUUAAGCCAGCCAAAAUUGAGGAUCGUAUUUUUGAUGUGAACCCGGAGCAAUUAAGUUAG